Molecule: messenger RNA, 1932 nt
Organism: Fusarium sp. VM40
Lineage: Eukaryota; Fungi; Ascomycota; Sordariomycetes; Hypocreales; Nectriaceae
Source: the annotation of a GenBank genome assembly
AUGGACUUUCUAAAUCGAUUAUUUGGAAGGAGCACCGAUACCAAGUACAAGUAUCGCGGCGACAAGCUCCCGAAGGAACCUCUUACGCCACGCGAGAUUGAGGAGAUGCACAGAAAGCUGCAUCCCGAGACGCACAUAUAUAACGCGGCAUUGCCAAAGCCCGUAUUCGACCCCCGCGACUGGAGUGUGCCUUAUACGCAAUCCCUAGAAGAAAAGCUCCCUGUCAUCGGCUUACGUUACCAGGCACAAUCGGAAUCAUUUCUGUUUAGCAGAUUACCGGUGGAGGUGCGCAUGCAGAUCUGGCGCCUUACCAUGGGACAUCACAAGGUUCACCUCACUGUGCAUCGUGGCAGACUUAGACAGUCUAUGUUCGAAUCAGAAAAUUAUCAGUGGUUGCCGCAGAGAGGACUGCUCAAAAUCCCGCUGGUUUGUCGUGCAGCCUACAUAGAGUCCAUCUCAUACCUCUAUUCCUGCAACACCUUCUGCUUCGGCUUCGGUCAAGCCAGCUCUAAGUCAGCACUUACAUUGCUGGACACUAUGCUUCCCGAACAGCACAUUGCUUCCAUGCAACAUAUCGAAGUCGGAUGGCAUCUAUAUGCCGGUGUGAGUCAGUACUACGACAGCCACCCUCAAGCCUGGGAUAUUACACUGGACGUCCCACCGCCCGAAACCGAAACACUAUGGAACAAAGUCUGCUCUGAGCUUGUCGAAUCAUCGCAUCUAUGGACGUUACGGAUUGUAGUCUGGCUUUCCGGUGAUGGGAGAGCACAGUUUGUAGGAAGGGAGAGAGACUUGCUUGCCCCGCUGGUUGCAAUGGGACAUUUGGAGCGGUUUGAUGUUCAUUUGCCCUGGAAGCAAGAUAAUACUGAGAUGUGGAAUAAUGCACCGUUCAAAGUUUCCAGGCGUUACAGGGUUAAGGACAUGUAUGGUGUGAGCAUCCCGUUACUCGAUGAUGACUUUUACUGGUCGGGCUCGGUGGCUCAGCAUAGGAUAUAUAGGCAUAUUGUCGGAUCAGACGCAGACGAGAAUCAGGUUACGAACGAGUCCUUUUCUACAUCUCCGCCCGAUUCAUGUACAAGCUUUCUGCCAAACACGCACAAUGGAAUCCAAGAUCGAAAUUCUAGCUCUCAGCAGAGUUCGAACGCCCAGAGCUCCCCAUUCUUCGCUCAGUCCGUGGUAGAACUCGACAUUGGAACGUUUGCCUCUCAGAUAAAUUACGCAGGUUUGCACGACCUCCUCGGCCGUGACCCACGUACCGAUACGAUUUUGCAGACGCAGACUCCGAGACAAGCCUCCGAUGGAUGCAUCGUGUCCACAAAUCAUGACCGUAGGGAGGAGUCACUACCAAUCCCUGAACCAGGCUACCUCUAUGAAGCGCUAUGGUCACAAGCCCCGGAAAAAGGCACAUCUUGUUCUGCUGAAGAUGAAGAUAGCCGAUUCCCAUUGGGAGACAAUGAGGACGACUUUUUCUGGCGUCACUGGGAGGCUAAUGUGCUCCAACAUCUGCCGUCAGUCUUUCAACGCCUGCAGAGCCUAUCGGAAACAUGCGAAGGAUUAAGAUCUGCAAUUUUAGCUCUAUCCGUACGGCAUUGGUUCGAUGAAGGCUAUGGCACUCCAUCUGCUCCGUCACCCACGGACUCACGAUCGGGAUUAAAAGGGCUCAGACGGUCUGCUCAUCGUCAUUACUAUUCGAAAGCCAUCGAGUGGGUCAUGCAAGAAAGCCGUGGGGGUAUGAACGGACACGAGCUCCAGCUUAUAGUCACGUUCAUAUCAUUCGCCUAUCUUGAGAUUCAGUCUGGCACUUUCCAGGGAUUAUGUUUCCACAUGUCGGGCAUUGAGAAAUCCAUCCUUGGGGCCAAUGAGUCCCUGUUCAAAUCCAUGCUAGGGAUGGAUCUGAUAGAUGCAUGGACUUCUUUACGGCUCUUUACCUAG